Molecule: messenger RNA, 699 nt
Organism: Aureobasidium melanogenum CBS 110374
Lineage: Eukaryota; Fungi; Ascomycota; Dothideomycetes; Dothideales; Saccotheciaceae
Exons: 1
Coding region: 1-699 (232 amino acids)
Source: RefSeq, a predicted model, not a curated record
AUGGUUCCCGUCGACUUUCCAUCAACAACAUUCACCGAUGUGGUCGUUGAAUUCUUUUCUGGACGUCGCGACAAGCAGACCGUAUUUCACUCGAUCGAAGCUGUGCUAAAGUCUCUAAGACAGCCUCCGUCCUUCAAAAAUAACAUCAGAUUAGCAAUCAUCGAAUCAGCCACUCGUACGGUGGAUGAAAAAGCUGAUCUGAUCAAAAGUAUCAAGAUUGAAACCCCCUAUGUCAACUAUCCCAUUGCCGAUCGCCAUAUCAUGGCUGCGACUGAUGGUCCACGCAUAACACACUCAUGGUACUUCCCGGAUCCGGAAAUGCCUUCUCAGUCUUCCAGUGAAUCUGGCGACGGAUGCUACACUCCCGACUCAGAGCCUAGCAGUCCGAUAGAAGAACACAACAGCAAUCAACAAUCUCUUGCUGGAAGAGUACCAUCACACAGAGACGCUUCCGAAAACAUUACUCUGAGUGACAUUGCAGACAGCCUUGCAUGCGUAUCUGUCUUGACUGGAAUCGCUGGAGCUUUCUUUGACAUCGUUUCAUACCUCAGAGCCAAUCCCAAUCUCCUCAGAUUUGAGCCAUGGACUGUGGUCCUCGACGUCUGUUUCACGCAUAUAUGGAAACAGGCUUGUCUCUUUGGGUUUCCGGUUCUUAUGUUCUUCAGUCUUAUACAGAUGUAUCGAAGGAGAAGAGGCUAA